AGGUACAUGUGUGUAUUAAAAGAUCUAACAUCCCUGCUUUGAUAUUCAUUGACACUCAACUAGCAACACAAGUAUGAUCAACAGCCGAGGAUCUUGAAGGAAAAGCUUUGAUGAUAUUACAAUGCCAGAUGGAAGGAUGCUGAUUCAAUAAUCACUCUGAGAUUGAAAGAGUAUAUCUUUGUUGCAAUCAAUUUAUCCCACUGCCAAAAGAGGAACAUAAAAAGCAGAUAUUCCGAGCUCUAGAGUAACUGAUACUGCUGUUGAUCAUGAGGAUGUAAUCCACAGACAGAGAGAGGAGACCCAGCAACUGACUUGUCUGUGGGUCGGUCCUUGAUCACGGAUGUUGAAUACCGAAGACAGGGGAUCCACCUGGAGUUACUGGAGACUAAGCGGGAUCCAUCUAUCUCCCAAGAUGCGAUUCAAUCAGAAAGAGCUAGCGGCCGUGGGCAUGGAGUCCUCCAAGUAUUUCACCAAGGAGGGACCUCUUUACAUGAAAGUCACAGCUGGUGGUUGGCGCAAGAAAGGUUUGGAUUACAGUGAAAGGUGGUGCAGACUACGAGGUAAUCUUCUGUUCUUCUUCAAAGAUCGUAACCUCCUACCUGAACCUCAAGGAGUCAUUGUACUAGAACAGUGUUUUAUCAAGGAAGAGUAUGGAGAGGUUAAACCGCAUGCUUUCUCACUAGAAUUUGUGGGAGAGGAACACAACCAGUACUUUGCUGCACACUCCACAGAACUCAGAGAUGAGUGGGUGGCGGCGAUACGCCUGGCAAGCUAUGAGAUGCUGCGUGGACAGUUACAGAAGCUACGUAUCCAGAUCUUAGCACGCACAGGUCGUGACCCCAUCAGUGAGGGUCAACCAGGGGUCAUUGACCCAGGUGACCUUUCUGAUGGAACACAGAAUGAUCCUGUCUUGGAGAUGUCAAUAUCUUGUAACAACCUUCCUAUGAAACCCAGCGGAGAGGAACCUAGUGUGUAUGCUACCAUCAACUGUAUGACACCGCCAGAUACAAGAUGGCUAAACUGUGGACAAACAGAGAUCAUUGAUAGACAAUCUAAUCCAUUCUUUGUAUCUACGGUAGUCUUUGAGACCAGUCGGAACAUUGCUGUCAUCACCAGGUUACGAGCCAAUAUUUACUCUGUCGAAGACAGGACUAACCAAUCAUCAUGCUCUCAUACCUCUGUAAAUUCCUCUACUUCAUGCUCCUCCUCCUCUUCGUCUUCCUCCUCGUCUUCCUCUUCGUCUUCAUCGUCGUCCCCUCAGCAUUGUCCUAUAGGUCAUGCUAUCUGUUCCUUCAAGGAUAUCAUUGCUGCACCUGGUAACAAGCUAGUACUCAAUAUCAUCGGUGCUGAUGAUAGACCCUGCGGUGGCACCAUCAGCUUACUGCUAUGGGAGCUUGAUCAGUGCGUGUCUCCUGAAACAGAAAGGAAUUUUCAAGUGAUAUCCCAGCCAGAUCCUAUCAGUAAUAUGAUCAUUGGGGUACCACCUUCACCCACCACUCUCCAUCCACCCCGUAGUAUACAUACAUCAUCCAGUAGAGAUUCUAUAUCAAGAGGACUCUAUGGAUGUGUGUGCAAUAAGAAAUACCGUUAUCUCAAUCCUGAUGGUAAGAUAGUACAGGUGGAAGAGAUUAUGGCGGAGAGUAAACUAUCAUUCUACAUUCCACAAAAGAUGCUAGAAUUAUAUUUAGAUGAAGAAAAGAGGAAGUUAAAAGAGGUUUCAGUCUUUGCACUGCCAUCAGAAGAUUGGGAUAGAGUAGGUCGAGCUGUAAUGGCCGAGCACGUCACUAUGAUAGAACAGUACACACAAUCCUUAGAACAACUCAAGAGGUUACAGAAAAAUGAGUUAAGGUUAUUCAAGAAGAGCACAGAGCGUAAUGAUAAGAGACUAGAGUUUGUACCUACAAAUCUCCAUCUACAAAGAUUGAGAGUUGAAGAGCAAGGAUCAAAAGGAGUUGUAUAUAACACCAUCACCUUUGGAGCACCCUGUGCACACACAAUGAAAUUCAAACAUGGAGGAUUAAGAAGAUUAUUCCAACAAUAUGCAGAUGAACAGAGUAGACUUGUUGGUAACAACCACUGCCUAUCAUCACAAGCAGCUGAUGUAUUAACAAGAGUAUCAGAACUAAGAGAGAAGGUUGAUCAAUGCUGUAAGGACGUUAGCUUAGCUGCCAAGUAUAAAGACGUUACUACCAUGAAGCAUAUGACACAAGCACUAUAUGAACAGAUUAAAAUCUUCUGCAGAGAGGUGACCUUACUCCUAGAGCAAUGUGUAGUUCCAGCAUUACAGAAAACCCAUGGAUCAUAUCAAGAUGCUACUAAAGCUGAAGGGAAAUCAGAUCGUAAGCAUCAUAAAUCACAUCAUCAUCCUGUUAGUAAUGACAAUGGUAGUGCUGGGAAUUCACGCAACAGCAGUAUCAGUGUUUCCUCGCCUCCCCAGAGGAGUAGUAUGCUAAGCUCCAGCAGUGGAUCUACCGUUCCUAGUACUAGUGUAUCUAAUGGUAGCUAUGAAGAUUGGGAACUGAAUGGACUUUGUUUACCAGGGAAAGCUUGCCCUAAUAGAGAAGGUGUCCCAUCAUGGGAUUGUAUGUGUAAGAAGAUAGAGGAUUCAGUGAGUAUGCUUCAGCAGGUGGUUGAGAUGUUACCAGAGUCAGCUAAUGCUGAGGAGCGAAUGGUAGCAGUCGACCCAGGACUCCAAUCACUGAAUGAAGCUCUUAUCAAGCUUCAAGAACAAGCCAAGUUCAGUGUGGGAUUCCAGAGAUUACAGGAGGAAUACAAAAACCUUGAUUUUCUGCAGAAUCUACAGAACAGAAGAGACCUUGUAUUCUGUCAAGUGAUCACAUCUCUGAUCGUCGGUGUAGUUACACAAUUCAAAGAGAAUCUUAACAACAGGGGAUAUCUCAAGCAGCUUUGUAAGCUAGGAUUCUUAGCUCACUUUGAGAGUCUUCUCAGUACAUAUGGUGAUGAGAUGGGGAUGCUAGAAGACAUGUCAGCAUCAAUCAAAGAUCUUCAGGGAGUAACAUUUAAAUUAAUUGCAAGCAAAUCAGAAGAUGAUAAACCUCUCAUCUCAGGAAGCAGAUGCAAUGUAGUUGUAGAGAUUCCGCUAGAUAUCAACACCUUGACCAAGCUACCAGAUGACCUUGGUCGAGGUCAAAUUAUCAAGGUCACUCCUGUUCUGUUCACUGUAGGAAUCAAUGAAGAACAAUCACUUGCUGAAUUGUUUGGAGAUACAUCAUUACAAGAGGCUAUCAACAAAGAAAACAUGCAUAAACUAGAUGUCUACUUUGAUAGAUACCUCAGAUUACUACAAGUUGAAGACCGUCCACAUUCCACAAGCACGCUGAGUAUUGAGCUAUUAAUGACAAGUUUGAGACAUCAUGUGCAGUCUAAAAGACAGAAGAACGUUGAGAUACUACAUUAUAGCAGACAGUUGGUGAGAAGAAUAAACGGUAUCCGUUACAUGAGCUGUAAGAGUGCUAAAGAUAGAACAGGGAUGUCUGUGACGUUAGAACAAUGUCAAUUACUACAAGAUGAACACAAGAUGGAGCCCCAUAUGUUUGUGCAUUUACUCAACACCAUGCGCAGUGAGGGGACCAGGAGAGACAACUCGAGAAAGAACACAGGAAUCAACAAGUAUGCCUUCAACAAGAUGCAGUUAAGAGCAUUCCCUAAGUUAUACAGACCACCAGAAGGAACCUAUGGCAAGACAGUUGCGACAUAAUCCUAAAUGAUAACCAAGAGGGGGGUUUCAUGAAAGUCAUCAGCACUGACAAUUUCAGUGACAGCACUGACAAUUUCAGUGAAACCCUGGGUUUUGAUUGGCUGAGAAGCACAGGUCUCUCACUGUCUAUGUAUGGUAUCUAUUGAAGAAAACUUACAUUUAGUACUUACAAGCUUCAUAAAAGUGGUGCCUAGGUGCCCAUUGCAGAAACAGGUGCAAUAAAAUGCAACUCUUGAAAUAAGAAGUAAAUUCUAACCAACCAGAGUGCGCACUGGAGUCUCAUGUUUGACAGUUUGCAACAUCCUUUUUCAUUCCUGUGUUAUAAAAGAUUCCAACAGAUUUUGGAAAGUAACAACUCAUGAUAAAUUGGUGGCCUGGCUUAUCAUUACAUACCGUUGAGCGUUGUGGCCCAGUGGAUUAGUCUCCGGACUUUGAAACAGAGGGCCGUGGGUUUGAAUCCCAGCCAUGACGUAAUUUCCUUCGGCAAGAAAUUUAUCCACAUUGUGCUGCACUCGACCAAGGUAAGGUGAAUGGGUACCCGGUAGGAUUUAUUCCUUGAACGCUUUAGCGCCUAUUAGUAUGGCGGCUUAGCUACAGCCGGGGUAAUAAUAUGAUACCAAGUAGAAAAGCGCAGUUGAGUAUAUACACAUAGUAAUUGCGCUAUGUAAAUGGACAUAUUAUUAUUAUUAUUAUACCUUUCAAAACCAGAACAGUAGGUGUGGUUAUGGCAGAAACAGUGCACAAUGUGGAUGUUGUUUUUAGUGACGACAAUUCUUAGAAAAUUCACACCAACUUUUCUUAUUUCGAGAGCCUGUAUUGCAAAUUUGUCUGUUUGUUGGCAAAUAGGGUUCAUUUUUGGAUAUGACAUGACAACAGUAUUGAUGGCAUGUAUUAGAUUUGCAUAAACUAUUUUAGGUUAGAAAUUAUGAACACCACAAAGGGUGUAAGAUUGGUGCUAUGAUAGAGGUGCUUUAGCUCAUGUUUAUGAGAUUGCAAUCUGGCAAAAUGACUAUCCUUGGAGAUCUGUUGGUAUCUUAACUAGUUCUCAGAUGACUACCAUCUGAUUUUGUACCCUGUUUUACCUUGUCCUUAAUUAUAAUCUUAAAAAUGCCUGUAACCAUAACUCUGUUUUACUAAUCCUAAUUCUGUGCAGAUAAUGUGCAGAAAUAUCACAAAAGAGCUAGAAGUUGGUAAUUUCGGUUGGAGCGGUUUAGAUUUUCCCUGUACAAAAACGCCAUAGAGAAUACAACAACGCUGGCAGCAAUUUCAAUACACAUGAUCAGCAAAAUAUAUCAUUUCUUUUACGUGCAACGUCAAUGCAUUGCAGAUACGACAGUUUGGCUGACCAUGCAUAAUUUGCAUAUUAAGUGCACGCUGCUGCUCUUUGCUUUGGUUCAGUAUACAUUUCCAAUGGGAUUUGCGCAUUCAAUCCAAAAUUUGCAUGGCAUCGCCAUGAAAAUCCCCACAUAUCUCAGAAACUGAAAUAAAGUGCUGCCUAGAAAUUUAAUUAUGUAUAGAGUGGGACUUGUACUUUCAUUUUCUGCAAAAAUCUCAAAAUCAAUUUUUGGACCAAAAUUGACUGACACUGACGGUUCAGAUGAAAGCUGACGAUAUGAGUCCACAAUGAAUUUCAAUUAAUCAUUUGGUACAUUAUCUUAAUUAUGAACAAUGGAGUAGUAUGAUGUAACCCUGUACAAUUCUUGUUUAGUCUGGAGUUAAACCUAGGUUGGAUCAUCAGAAUACCACCCAGGAAUGCGUUAAAAUGUAAGAUGUGGAGUUAGCAGAUAAAUAUUGGAAUGAACAUUAUUCAGAUGUAUAGGUUAUAUGGUCUACCCCUGAUUUCAAUCAAGUUACUCAGAUUGUUUAUUGGUAUGCUAGCCUUGCAAUUUGGUUUCUCUCUUUCCAAAAUCUGUAACUCUUAUAAAAACUAUUUAUUUAGAUAUUCUCAAUAUCAUUUAUGGAAAUUAUUUAUAGGUAUUCACUGAUAAUUGUGGUAAUAUGACUAUAAAUACCAAAGUAGCAAAACUGGAGCCUAUUUUUUUUUUUAACUAGAAUUGUUUAAAUUCUGAAGUUCAUGUCAGGAUCACUCUUUAUUUACAUUACUGACUGGUUCUGUGGCUAGCAAUGUUACCUGUGGCUCUUAUAAUAAUAGACAUGCCUAGUUACACUCCUACAUGUGACCAUUAGCUUUGAGAUUUAAACCUUUGUAUGCAAUCAUUUGGGCACCUUGUCAACAGAUGGAACCGUGUCUUUCCUGCGGGAGUCCUGCAAGUGGCUUUUCAAUACCAAUCUUUAUAUUUCAUCCUUGACAAAAUAAUGGAGAAUGAGGGAAAGUUGCUUUGAAAAGAUGCACACAGGGCCUUUACAGCAGGACUUCUGCUAGAAGACGCGGCACAGGCUUUUCACAAAUUGCCUAGUCUGGAAAUUAAGGACAAAGAUGCUAUCUUUAGGGAUUUUGUGUAAUCACUUUACUCACUAGAUACUCAGUUGACAAUAAUUCAAUGUUGCAAUGUCAAUGGCUGAAUGAUGUUUUAUUUUUUUGUUAUAAGUAAUUUAAUAUCAAGUAAGUGUUUAGUACUGCUAAAUCGGAAAAUAGCAUGAGAAACAGGCAUACUGAAAGGUUUUUUCCAUGCACUCUUUAGAGAGUAAAAUCCCAUGAAUUAAAAAACACUCGAAUGAAACAAUAUAUAAUAGAACCAAAAAAGACAAUGGACACCAAACUACAAACUGGGAUUGGCUGUCAAAGUAAACAAAUUAGGCUUAGUAAACAACCAUGCAUUAAAACUAAGCAACUAAAAUAACCAACGGCUUCGUACGACCUCCUUCUGGUGACACAGAAUGGGGUCAGUGAGAUGAAUAUAUGCUGCUUCUAGCAUGCGCAGGUGCAUAAAACUCCUUGCUCAGCUGAGGACCUUACUAAGUCAUAUUUUUUUUCGGUUCUAUUAUGCAUUGUUUUGUUCUAGCAUUCUGUUAAUUCAUGUGAUGUUACUUUGAUGAGUGCAUGUCAAAAAGCUUCAGUAUGUUUGUUUUCAAUGCGAUUUCCCUAAUUUAAUAUCAUUGUGUAGUAAUAAAGUCUCUUCAAAACAGUAUUCAAUAU
Molecule: messenger RNA, 6815 nt
Organism: Lytechinus pictus (painted urchin)
Lineage: Eukaryota; Metazoa; Echinodermata; Echinoidea; Temnopleuroida; Toxopneustidae
Product: inositol polyphosphate-4-phosphatase type I A-like
Exons: 25
Coding region: 341-3718 (1125 amino acids)
Cellular component (GO): cytoplasm
Molecular function (GO): phosphatidylinositol-3,4-bisphosphate 4-phosphatase activity
Source: RefSeq, a predicted model, not a curated record